AUGGGAUGUAACUGCAGUUCGGACUAUUCAGACAGCGACUGGAUCGAGAACUUGGAUGAGAUCUGUGAACACUGCAACUGUCCCAUACCCCCCCAGUCAUGUAAUCCAUACACAGAGCAGCUGAUUCCAUACCCAUCACAGCAUUCACCUCCUACAUCUCCGUUACCAGACAACCUUGUGGUGGCCAUAUACAGUUAUGAACCCAAUCAUGAUGGUGACCUGGGCUUUGAGAAGGGAGACAAACUCAAGAUCAUCAACAAGGAGGAUCCAGAGUGGUAUUUGGCAGAGUCUCUCACCACGGGCCAGCAAGGCUACAUCCCACACAACUUUGUCGCUAUGACCACAAUGGAGACUGAACCGUGGUUCUUUAAGAACAUUUCUAGAAACGAAGCCAUGAGGCUCCUCCUCGCUCCUGGGAAUACGGUGGGCUCCUUCCUGAUUCGAGAGAGUGAGACAACCCCAGGGUCAUUCUCCUUAUCAGUCAGGGACUUGGACCACAACACUGGCGAAGGAGUCAAGCACUACAGAAUCCGCAACAUGGACAAUGGCGGCUUCUACAUCACAGCCAAGAUAUCCUUUAACUCGCUGAAGGAGCUUGUCCAGCAUCACUCACGCGAAUCAGAUGGGUUAUGCACAAAGCUGAUAAAGUCUUGCCAGUCGAGGGCACCGCAGAAGCCCUGGUGGCAGGAUGAGUGGGAGAUUCCCCGUGAGUCCCUGAAGCUGGAGCGCAGGCUUGGAGCAGGACAGUUUGGAGAAGUCUGGAUGGGUGUCUACAAUAAUGAUAGGACGGUGGCAAUUAAGAACCUGAAGAUGGGCACAAUGUCGGUGGAAGCCUUCCUGGCAGAGGCCAACAUGAUGAAGAACUUGCAGCAUGCCCGCCUCGUCCGCCUCUUUGCUGUCGUUACCCAGGAGCCAAUCUAUAUUGUCACAGAGUACAUGGAAAAUGGUAGCCUAGUGGAUUACCUUAAAACACCAGAGGGAAGCAGUUUGCCCAUGAACACUCUGAUAGACAUGGCGUCUCAGGUGGCUGAUGGCAUGUCCUUUAUUGAGGAGAAAAAUUACAUUCAUCGAGACCUGAGAGCAGCCAACAUUCUGGUGUCUCAAGAACUCAUCUGUAAGAUUGCCGACUUUGGAUUGGCAAGGCUGAUUGAGGACAACGAAUACACAGCAAGAGAGGGUGCAAAGUUCCCCAUCAAAUGGACUGCCCCAGAGGCUAUUAACUAUGGCACCUUUUCCAUAAAAUCGGAUGUGUGGUCAUUUGGGAUCCUCCUGACAGAAAUAGUGACAUAUGGACGCAUACCUUACCCUGGUAUGUCCAACCCAGAGGUAAUCCAGAGCCUGGAGCGGGGCUACAGAAUGCCAAAGCCAGACAACUGUCCAGACGGGCUUUAUAACGUCAUGUGUCUGUGCUGGACAGAAAGUCCAGAGGACAGGCCCACCUUCGAGUACCUGAGGAGCGUUCUGGAGGAUUUCUUCACUGCUACAGAGAGACAGUACCAGGAAUAGCCGUGAUGGAGCAAAAAGACAAACAGACAUGCAAUAAAUAUACUCAAACUAAAGGCAUAGCCCGUGAGGGUGGAUGCUGGAUUUUAUUUUUUAUUUUUUGUUGAAGAGUACGUGCCUAUAUUUCGAUAGGGUACAAACUGAGAUUUUCCGAAUAAAAGUACUUUGUUUCUGCAUAAAUCUUAUUCUGAAAUGACCUUUUAGAUAUGAUACAGUCACAUGUGGAACUUUUCUCAACAGCAGGAAUCACUGCAAAGCCAAUAGCAGAGAGGAGAGUGAUCACCAUGCUGCUUGAAUAAACUGGGAAGUGUCUGAUGCAGCUGACUAGCUGCUUUCCUGGUGCUCAUUGUUAAGAUGUAAAUACUGUCACACUGCUUCAGCUGUUUAACCUCUGCAGUUUAAUAAAUGUUUUCAAUCUGUUUAACUUACAGUAAAAAAAAGCUUUACAUUAAUGUCGUUCACUGUUACAUUGAAUAAAGCAGAA
Messenger RNA from Morone saxatilis (striped sea-bass), 1987 nucleotides. It is a transcript of the gene lck, whose product is annotated as LCK proto-oncogene, Src family tyrosine kinase. The record is from RefSeq and is a predicted model, not a curated record. Gene Ontology annotation, biological process: B cell receptor signaling pathway; cell surface receptor protein tyrosine kinase signaling pathway; innate immune response. Gene Ontology annotation, molecular function: ATP binding; non-membrane spanning protein tyrosine kinase activity; signaling receptor binding. Gene Ontology annotation, cellular component: extrinsic component of cytoplasmic side of plasma membrane. NCBI's taxonomy places the organism in Eukaryota, Metazoa, Chordata, Actinopteri, Moronidae. Bases 1 to 1506 code for a protein of 501 amino acids. The transcript has 12 exons.